GUCCUUGUGAAGUGCGGAGGCAGGACAUACUGUCUCACUCUCUAACAAGGAGCUCUUUUGAGGAGGGUUGGGAGGAUCAGAGGAGUUAGUACUGCGAUGGCCCCGGCCUCCUUAUUUAAGAAGCAUACAACCUGCCACCGUUCAUCUCGAUAUGCUCCGACCCAUGCGAAAAGCCCAGUCUCGAAAGCCUUUCUCUCUCUGCCAUUGCCGAAAUUCCAAUUCUCCGAGCCUUUUUCACUUGGCCCUCUUUAAGAAGAUCAGAUCCACAAAAUGAAGCUCUCUACCCAGCUUGCGACACUCGCCGUGCUCAUCACAUUGGGUGCAGCUGCCCCAAUCGAUGACAAGCGUAGCGAGUACGAUGUCACUAUGAAGUGCGAUGGGGCCUAUGCCGACCUCGUCGGAAAGCGUGGCGAGUACGAUGUUACGAUGAAGUGCGAUGGGGCCUACGCGGACCUCAUCGACAAGCGUGGAGGAAAGAAACGCGGCGAGUAUGAUGUUACCAUGAAAUGCGAUGGGGCCUAUGCCGACCUCAUCGAGAAGCGCGGCGAGUAUGAUGUUACCAUGAAGUGCGAUGGCGCCUACGCGGACCUGGUGGACGAGGAGUGAAUACGGUGGUGGCUGCCAAGUGCUCUCUGCAGUGCUGAGAGUGAUGAUCAACCAUAGCGAGUAACUUAGCUGUUAGCUCUAGUCAUCCACUGCAUUAUUCACUGCUUUUCAAAACAAUCGCUUUGUAGUCUAGGCCAAU
Molecule: messenger RNA, 745 nt
Organism: Aspergillus brunneoviolaceus CBS 621.78
Lineage: Eukaryota; Fungi; Ascomycota; Eurotiomycetes; Eurotiales; Aspergillaceae
Exons: 2
Coding region: 271-606 (111 amino acids)
Source: RefSeq, a predicted model, not a curated record